UCUGUCCUCCAUCAGUGAGUGUGUCUGUCUGCCGCUGGCUUCACGCGCCGCUGAGCGCCUGAUUAUUUUUACGCCGUCGAGUCUGGCGGUGAAAUCCAGGUCAUCUCCUCCGGAUCACAGCCAGCGCGGCUCAGGCUUCAGCUCUCCGCGGACUCACACUGCCAUUUCCUCAUUCCACUCUGCAGAGCUUGACUUUGACAUCAGCUCUUCUGGAGGACAUGUGAGCUUGCGGUCUGAAGGAUGAGGUGGGGUGCAUUGAUUAGCAUGCUGCUCUGCUGAGAAGAGUUUAUCCACGCAGGACGAGCGGCAGCAGCUACACGUUCCCUUCCUGAAUCGGCUCUCAGACACCUGCUCUUAAUCAAGUACCUGUCUGGAUCUUUCGCUCGCUCGCUCACACUCAGCUAUGGCUGGCUGGCUCUGGCUGGGAGGGUAAUCGGUGCGCUGGUUGCCCUGGCAACCUCACCCUGAUUCCUGCUGAAUAGAGCCCUAGUCUGUCACUGAAGACUUUUUAGCCCCCCCUCCACCUUUCUCCUGAGUUUAUUUUGCCCUUUCGUGGAGGUAGAGGGCAGCGGCAGGAGCCAUGGACUUGUGAGGUGAGAAUGGCAGCACGGCGGCUGUUUGGCCCCCAGGAGCCCUCAGGAGAUCGGAGCCAAUAACGUGGGUCCACACACACGUAUACGGGCUGAGCGGCAGGAGCAGUAUGCAGGAGGCUGACCUACCAGCCACCAAUGCUUUCACAGAGUGCAGAUUCCAGUGCACUAACGGCAGAUGUCUGAACCUGGGCUCGCAGGUCUGUGAUCAGCUCAACCACUGUGGAGACAACAGUGAUGAGGAGCACUGCCCCAUCUCCACCCAGCAUCCUGCAUCUGCCAUCUUCAGCUCUGAACUGGAGUUUGUGCAGAUCGUGAUCAUAAUCGUCGUGAUGACUGUGAUGGUCGUGGUGGUCGUGUGUCUGCUCAACCACUACAAACUCGCCACAUGGUCGUUCCUGAGCCGGGCGAGUCAGGCACAGAGUCAGGAUCUCUCUCUGCAGCCGGAGGGUACUCUGUGGCCAUCAGAUAGUGGGCUGAGACAAGGAGCAUCUGAGGUGGUGUAUGCUCCUCAGCCAAGGGACCACUUCACUGCUCCCACUUUCAUGCAGCACAACCGCUUCAGACGUUUCCAGCCUACCUACCCAUACCUGCAGCAAGAGAUCGAUCUGCCACCCACCAUCUCUCUAUCAGACGGAGAGGAGCCACCGCCGUACCAGGGCCCCUGCACACUGCAGCUGAGAGACCCCGAACAGCAGCUGGAACUCAACCGAGAGUCGGUACGCGCUCCGCCUAACCGGACCAUCUUCGACAGCGACCUCAUUGACAUGCACAGUUCCGGUGGUGGCGGUGGGCCGCGGCCUCCCAGUAGCAACUCUGGGAUCAGUGCGGCCAGCUCCAGUACCCAUGGACGCAUGGAGGGCCCUCCGCCUGCUUACAGUCAAGUAAUUGGGCAGCAGUCGGGCAUCGUACUUUAUCUCCACCAGCACAGCAAUAACCCACCCAUCCCCAUCACUGUGCAGACUCCGCCCAGGGGGCGGACAGAUUUAAACAGCCCAGAGAGCACAAUAGCGCUAAGUAAAGACCGACAGAGGGAGAAGCUAGUUUGAGGGGGCAGGGCUAGCACACGAUUGGGCAAUCGCAAUCACUCUCCACUCACAAAGGGAACGGGUUCUCCCUCUUGACUCUCCCCUGCACAACAGCGCUUAAUGCGUCUUUGCGACGAAAGGGAAACCAUGUGUUGUUUUUUUUUGUUGUUGUUUUUUUUUUAAGUAACAAUAUGGAGCUGCGCUUACGAAAGAAGAUAUUACAUUUGUUUUCUUUCAGUCCAGCUACGCUAAAACUGGGGUUUAUGCACUGCCUGGAGUCUCCCACCUUUAUUUCUCUGUAUUACUUCUGUAUAGCCGACAAAUCUAGAGACAGUUAUUCGCGCACAAGAUAGGCUUUUUGUUGUUGUAGUUAUUGUUGGUUUUAUUGUUGUAUUCCUCUUGAAUUCCCCCCUUCUGCCCAAACCACACGUGAAAUACUAACUGUGUGGAUCAAAUAUUUUUUUUUUUUAAGACCAAGAUCUGUGCAGCAUGAACAAAACAAAUGCGAAAAAGGGUGAAAAUCCAAAUCCUAGUGCCAAGGUUUAUGUGGAAGGUGUCAUGGGGCGUUGACUGUCUUAAAGACUUGUUAUACAUUUAAAUCAAAACCCUUUUCUGAACUUUGCACUAUUGUUGAGGUUAAUCAGAGAAAUUUAGGAAUGGGGUAAUGGGGAGGGGUGUAUGUGUUUACGGUUUGUACCGUCGUUUUAGUUUGGUUCCGGUCAUAUGCUUCAGUUUGAGCUUUCUACAAGAGGGAAGUGAUCUUGUCUGUCUUCAGCACAAGAAAAAUCUCUGAUCCAGCCUAAAAAUAACCUUGAUCUAAAAGAGGCACAGAAUACAGAGAGUCUGCUCUACUCUCAUCUAUCCUCACCACUGACACAUUCUGCCAGCUGAUCUGAGGUCAGUUGGCUGGUGGCAUGGUUGGCAUAUUGCCUAAAAAAUACUCACUUCACUUAGAGAACUGAACAGGUUUGACAUGUUUUGAGAUUGCUUUUUUUUCUCCAACCUUAUUGUCAUCAUUUGUUUUUAUUAUUAUUUUUAGGAUUAUAUAUUGAUUGCAUAACGUGCAUAUAAAGGAAGACUCGGUUAAAAAAAAUUAAAAGUAUAUAGACCUUAAUAAUGCUUUAAUGUAUAUGUCUUAAAAAAUUUCCUUAGUCAUUAGUAAGAAACUAUUAUAUUAUUCAAAAUAUUAUCAAUUAUAUAUAUAUAUAUUAGAUUGAUUUUUAAUGGAAUUUUGGAAACAUUCAUGAUUUUAAGUUAACCAUUUCAUGCCUUUUGCACUUUUGUUUUUGAGUCAAAAUUUAUAAACCGGAUGAUCCUAUAAAAUAAUCCAGUUCUGGAAUUUUUUUUUUUUUUUUUUCAAAAAAAAAUCCACCUCCACCUUAUAAUACAAAAAAAAUAGAUAUUCAUUGGCACAAUCUUCUAAUCAAAAAGCCAGUGUGUUCAAAGGAUAUAAAACCCCUUUUGCAUGUUGUAUAAUCUAGUCCCCAAGGAUUAUUAAUCAGGUUUAAAAUGUGGUGAAGUCAAGGGCUAAUGUGAUGGGCAUUUUUUAACAUACCUAUUUUUACCCAGCAAUCCUCUGUCCUGUUGCCUUUGCUUUCACUCUGACACCGGCCAGAGUGAACCCGACCCUGACACCAGCUCCUGUCCAGCACGCACCAGUCCUCAACACUGAACUCUCUUCCUGUCCAUAUGUGUUCCUCUUAUUUGCCACGUAGACAUACAAUCAGGAGAUCCAAGAUCCGUACUCUUCAGAGCGGCUCUCUUCAUUCAGUUUAAGCUUGGGUGUAAUUGAUCACAAUCGUUUAGGCCCAGAUAGAGGAUGUUGCACUUGAACCUGGUCCGAAAGAAGCCCAAAGACUCUUACCAGUUAGUGCACACACACAUCCCUUUAAUAAGGAGACUGAAGACUGAGCCCCUGUUUGAGACACCACUGAAUCUGUCGAGGACUGAUGGACUUGUGAAAAUAAUAUAUAUAUAUAUUUAGAUUUGUUCACUGGGGAUUAUGGUCAAAAAAGUUUUCAAAAGCAACACACUCACCUUUAUAAGCUACUCUAUUUGUACUCCGAAUGUUAAGAGUUCAGCCAAUCAAAAAGUUUGAAUGCUUUUAUUUCUUGUGUGUGUUAGUUGGCUAUUUUCUUUUUUUUUUCGCUCAUGGUGGGAUUUUUUUUUUUUUUUUGGACCGAAAUGAUGCCGUCUGGACCUGUGUGCUUCAUACCAGACUAAACAAACACUCUCCUCUUCUAUAUUUAGAAUAGUAGAACCACAACAACUGGACUUGAUUUGGAAUCAGUUUUAAAUCCUAGCAGUUUCAACCCCUGGCAAACAUUACGGAAUAACCACACUUAAAGGAUUUUUUUUUUUUUUUUUUUU
Carassius carassius (crucian carp) is the source of this 3988-nucleotide messenger RNA. It is a transcript of the gene ldlrad4b, whose product is annotated as low density lipoprotein receptor class A domain containing 4b. Gene Ontology annotation, biological process: negative regulation of transforming growth factor beta receptor signaling pathway. Bases 701 to 1639 code for a protein of 312 amino acids. Gene Ontology annotation, molecular function: R-SMAD binding. The transcript has 7 exons. The record is from RefSeq and is a predicted model, not a curated record. Gene Ontology annotation, cellular component: early endosome membrane; Golgi membrane. Lineage: Eukaryota; Metazoa; Chordata; Actinopteri; Cypriniformes; Cyprinidae.